Messenger RNA from Oxyura jamaicensis (ruddy duck), 1095 nucleotides. It is a transcript of the gene LRRC72, whose product is annotated as leucine rich repeat containing 72. Gene Ontology annotation, molecular function: protein binding. The record is from RefSeq and is a predicted model, not a curated record. The transcript has 9 exons. Bases 17 to 832 code for a protein of 271 amino acids. Lineage: Eukaryota; Metazoa; Chordata; Aves; Anseriformes; Anatidae.
UGUUUAGGGGCCACCAAUGGUUACAGAGCUUGCAAUACCCAAGGCAUUUGAAAAACAGCUGAAGAUCUGUGGCUUUAAGCGGAAUAUCGAUGUCUUAGUAUUGUAUCUGGCUGGACAAGGACUAAGAAGCAUUCCAAGUCUAUCACGCUUUCACAGGUUGAGGUAUUUGUGGAUUAACAACAAUAAGAUUCAAGAUUUAACUUUCUUGAAGAAAAACUACUGCUUGACUGAACUAUAUCUCAAUGACAAUGAGAUCACAGAUAUAUCAGGUGCUCUGAAAGACUUGCGUGCGCUACAGAUUCUGUUGCUUCACAACAACCAGUUAAGACAACUUGGCAAAACAGUGAAGGAAUUAAAAGGAAUAAUAAGCUUGCAGACCCUAAACUUGUUCCAUAACCCUCUGGCACAUGAUCCAGACUACCGGCUUUACGUGAUACACUUCCUUCCUUCGCUACAGCUCCUUGACAGGAAAUUGGUUACACAAAGAGAAAGGGAGUCAGCAUUUCAUCUGUAUAGCCGUGAGAGGUCUUGUGUUAUGGAGUCAAUAGCUUUUGGAAAGAGAGUAAAUACACCGCUGGGGACUGCCAUGGCAUACAGCAGAGCUGCUCCACCAGCUAGAAGACUGGUGAUGGCCCCAGAUCGUGAAUUUGGAAAUCACACAAGUAAAGUUCCAUUUGAGAACCCUGAAGAUGCUGUUUUACUACGGGCAAUGACAAGAUCUGUAAUGGAAUUUUCCUCUCUUGACUGGAACAAAGUACCCACCUGUCGAGAACGACGUCUUGAAAACAAAGCAGAAGAUUCCCCUGAGAAGCUGACAAUCAAAUUUAGAUGACUGCUUUCUUCAGAAAAAAAAAUACUCCUCUGUCUACAACGGAUAUAAACUUCUUAUGUAAGUUAAUAUCUCUAUAACAGAAGUACACUAAACCCCACAUCCAAUUAAAUGAGCUUCCAGCAACAGAAAGUAUUAGUGUAACAUUCCUUUUAUCAUCAAAUAUAUUAUGUGGAAAAUCAAGAAAUUAAGAAAUCAAAUGAUAAAUAGUGGCAAUGUUACAAUAAAGGAUGUUUGAAAUGCAAUUCUUACCAUGCGUCUGUUAC